Molecule: messenger RNA, 627 nt
Organism: Galendromus occidentalis (western predatory mite)
Lineage: Eukaryota; Metazoa; Arthropoda; Arachnida; Mesostigmata; Phytoseiidae
Product: delta-1-pyrroline-5-carboxylate dehydrogenase, mitochondrial-like
Exons: 4
Coding region: 1-627 (208 amino acids)
Cellular component (GO): mitochondrial matrix
Molecular function (GO): L-glutamate gamma-semialdehyde dehydrogenase (NAD+) activity
Source: RefSeq, a predicted model, not a curated record
AUGUAUCUGUGUUGGAGUUUACUGUCAUGCGGUCUCGGUAAAAGAGCGCUGUCUGCAUUGAAUCUCGGACAUCGGGUAGAGGAGUUUUCGGUGGAAAACGAACCCAUUUACGGCUACUUGGCCGGGAGUGAUGAGCGGAAGAAAUUGGAGGCCGCCUUGAACAAAUGGAGAGAUCAGACGACUGAUAUUCCGAUCAUCAUCGGCGGCGAGGAGUUCAGAACAGAAGACAUUCGGACUCAUACAGCUCCUUUCGAUCACUCCAAGACUGUUGCGAGGUUUUACUGGGCAGACGAGAAGCUCAUCCGGGAUGCAAUCGAUAGUAGUCUUAAGAUUCGCCGAGAUUGGGAGAGUUUCCCGCUCGGCGAAAAAAUCAAAAUCUUCCUCAAGGCGGCCGAUCUCAUAGCGAACAAAUAUCGUUACGACCUCAACGCUGUCACCAUGCUAGGUCAAGGCAAAACGGUGUUCCAAGCCGAGAUCGACGCUGCCGCCGAGCUCGCCGACUUCCUAAGAUUCAAUGCGUACUUCUGCAAGGAGCUGGUCAAAUAUCAGCCAAUCAGUCCUGAUGCUACGAUCACGCUGAACCAGUACAGGCAGCGGGGAAUCGAGAUGGGGAGCUCCAAAGCCUGA